AUGUUUGGUGAGAGUGUGGCUUACUACUAUGGAAACGUAUUCAGAAGUCAUUUUAUAGCACCAGAUAAAAGAUACAGAAUAAGUGGAUUGGAUAUGGGUGUAUUGGAGGAGUCAGGAGCAGAAGAUAUCAGAGCAGUGGGACGAGUGAAUCAGAACAACGAGAUUGAGCUAUUCAACUGCGACUUGAGAGUGGUAAAUACGUUUGUGAUUGGUGAGACUGAUCAAUAUUAUGAGGUGUAUGGAACAGAGGGAAUAAAGACGGUGAUAGAGAAGCCAGUGGAAUUGAGAAGGAAUAAGAUGUAUUUAUGCACAGUUGUAGGGGAAAAAGAUGAAAUGAGAAUUUUGAAACUGGUGAAAAAUGGAGAGAAGAAGAGGAUUCCUGGUACAUUUCUGACUGGUGAAUUGGUGAUAAAAGAGCAUGGCCAUUGGAUCAAGACAGCCGUAGGAAGUGGACCAAUUCAGUUACAGAGCAAUAGAGAGUACAAGAAUGGUGAGAGUGUGACUGCUAUACUGAAUUAUGCCUGUGGAAAUAAAACUGGAUUUGUUGAGACAAACAAUCCAAUACGUCACAGCAGAGUCAACGUAGUGGCAACAAGAGGCGGAAUCCACUGGGUUGAGAGUGGAAAUGUGCGUGGAAUUGUCCUUGAGACCGAAGAUACCAAGAACAAGAAUGAGCUUGUUGUGAAGGUGGAAAAGGUGAGACUGGGCCACUACGUGUUCAGAGAGAGUGGACUAGAAAUUGGAGGAAGACGCCUCUUUCGAAUUGUAGGAAGAACGGCAGCAACAGACUGCUUUCUGCUACGAAUUCAGAAGACGAAGGAGAAGCUGAAGGCGAGAGUGAUUGGAGACCACAGAAUAAAGCAGUUUCGAGGAUCAAUCGUAGACUACGACGAUACGACUGAUCUAUAUCUCGUUGAAAUUGAGAAAGAAGAAGAAAGGGAGGAAGCAGCAAACAAGUCAGAAACAAACAAGGAGGUUCUUGAUGAAAUCAGGGAGUCGUUGCUUCUGAACAACUACGCUGUCUUUGCCAAAUACGACAGUCUCCUCUACACCGACGUGGAAGUGCUCUUUCUGUUUCUGUCUCAUUUGCUCUCCCAAAACAAGCUUGAUUUGGAGGACAUCAGCAAAUACCUUCCAGGGCACCUCAAGAACGAGAAUACCACGAGAAAACUGGCUGAAAUCAGGAACAAACCCCUCAGGGAGCACAUUUUCAGGAAAACGGGGAAGAAGAGUGCGUUUCUGGCACUGUCUGAGAUGCUUAGUCCCGCUGAACUACGCGAAUACUGCAAAAACAGACGAAAUCUGGCCUAUUUGGCAACACAGGCAGCAAACAGCAAAACAGUCAAAAAGUUACUUGAUUCAGGCGUAGUUGAAACAGAGGAGCAGCUUCGAAUUGUCCUGAGCAAAGUCAGAGACGAUUCAGAACGAGCCACUCUCCAGGCCAAUGCUCCUCCACUAACUAACCAAUAUUAG
Molecule: messenger RNA, 1473 nt
Organism: Enterospora canceri
Lineage: Eukaryota; Fungi; Microsporidia; Enterocytozoonidae
Source: the annotation of a GenBank genome assembly